Molecule: messenger RNA, 345 nt
Organism: Protopolystoma xenopodis
Lineage: Eukaryota; Metazoa; Platyhelminthes; Monogenea; Polystomatidea; Polystomatidae
Source: the annotation of a GenBank genome assembly
AUGAUGAUACUUUGCUCUGAUGAUGUUCGUCAUCGAGAAUGUUCCAGUGAAGCCAAUCGACAGUUGGUCAAGAGGAAUCCGCUGUCGUCUUCUGGUAGGAUCGACCUUCGAAUCUCUUCACGCAACACUUUCCCUCGAAAUGGAAGUCAGCUCAGCAAUUGUGAAACAAGAGAUUCCUCGAAACCUAACUUUUCUUCGCAUAUCCUAUUAGCAAUCCGUGUUUCGAAGCAAUAUUCAGUAUUUUGCGAAAAAAGUCAUCUUUCAGUCCGGCCUCAGAUCCUCUACGGCGUCGACGUGUCGCGGACUGUGUUGGCCCCCUUCGAGAGUGUGCACUUGGGCCGAUAA